AAAACAAUUUUCUGCCGAGGAGGACGUUGAUUCUACUUCUGUUUAUUAUUAAAAUUAUUAUUGAGGAUCCUCUAUAGAGAGUGUUUGUUUAUUAGAGAAAUUGCAACAAGAUUUUGAAGAUGCUCCGGAAGAGGAAGAAUAAGAGAUUCAACAUGCUCUUGUUGAAGGAGGAUGAAAUUUAUUUCCAAGACUUUUCUUGUACGUAUUACUUUGGAGCAAGUGGAAGAGAGAAAUACAAAGGAAGACUUCACUUUUGCUCACAAUCACUAGUAUUUGUACCGGAUGAUACCAGAUUUUCAAUCACAAGACACUGUUUUGAUAAAAUUGAAGGAGGAUUUAAAAAGUUUAAAGCCACAUCAAUGAAUCAUCCCUAUUUUGCCUCGUUUGCCGAUGAAAAUCUAUUCUGUUUCAAUUGUUCAGAAUUUGUAGAAAUUAGAAAAGGAAACAAGGACCAUCCAUUCAUAUUUAAAAAGCAAACUGAAACAGUUGUUAUUGGAUUAACAUUCUUAACUGCACAACAAUUUGUUGAAAAAGUUACCCCAAUCUAUCAAUUAUUCCAAAGUAAUUCUGGACUUCCAUCAGUGGAACAAAUUAAUCAAAUCUAUGAGGAUCAAAUUGCUAAAGGAUUUUCAUUUGAUGUGACUUGGCUUGAGGAUUUCAGAGAACAGACUCUGUAUGAAACUCAUGGUACCAAAGUGACACCACUCGUCGAUACACAUGGAUGCAUUCUAUUGACUAAUGAGAGGAUUUACUUUCAACCUUUCAACAAUAUUAGUACAAAACCUGUUAAAAAGUAUAAUUUGAGGGAUAUUAACAGAAUUGUGAGAAGAAGACACAACCUUCGUCAUAUUGGUAUUGAAGUUUUUAUGCAAAACAAUAAGAGUAUCUUUUUAGCAGUCAAGAAUCAAACAGAGAGAGACAAUAUUUAUAACAUUAUUCUAAAACAACCAAUCAUUUCUAACAUUUCUCUAAAUGAUCAAGGGAAUAUGACCCUCAAAUGGCAAAGUGGAUUAAUCAGCAAUUUUGAUUAUUUGCUCUAUUUGAACUUUAUUGCAGAUAGAUCAUUCAAUGAUUUGACUCAGUAUCCAGUUUUCCCUUGGGUAAUUGCUGAUUACACGAGUAAGACUCUCGAUUUGAAUAAUCCUAAUACUUUCAGAGAUUUGAGAAAGCCAAUAGGUGCACUCAAUCCAAACAGACUAGAAGGAUUCAAACAAAGAUACUACGACAUGCCAGAUCCAAAAUUCUUAUAUGGUACUCACUACUCGACACCAGGUUAUGUCUUGUAUUUCCUUCUCAGACAAGCUCCAGAGUACAUGCUCAAAUUACAAAAUGGUAGAUUUGAUGCUCCUGAUAGAGAGUUCUUCUCCAUUCAAAGCACUUAUAAUUCUGUUCUUUCUAACACUGCCGAUUUGAAAGAACUCAUUCCAGAAUUUUAUCAAUCAACAGGUAGUUUCUUGAUCAAUUCCUUAAAUCUUGAUUUGGGUGUGAGAAAUAAUGGUCAACGUGUGAAUAAUGUUAUCUUACCACCAUGGGCAAAGGAUGAACAGGAAUUUGUUUACAAAUGCAGACUAGCUCUCGAGAGUGACCAUGUCUCUCAGAAUCUCCAUCAUUGGAUUGAUUUAAUAUUUGGAUACAAACAAAUUGGUGAAGAGGCAGUUAAAGCUGACAAUCUCUUCUACUAUUUGACCUAUGAAGGUGCUAUUGAUAUUGAAAAGAUUCGAGAUCCUGUCCAAAGAAGAGGUAUUGAAAUUCAAAUCAGAGAGUUUGGUCAAACUCCAAGACAAGUUUUCAAUCAUCCACAUCCACAAAGAAAAACUGGAACCAAUCUUUCUAACAUUACUAAAUUCUCGGUGACCUCCUCAGAUGUCAUUCCUUUGGAUAUUAUUUCAGCUACCAAGGAGGUAGUUCCAAAAUCUCCAGCAAGAAGCUAUUCUUCCUCACUCUUAAUGGAAAGUUUUAGUAACACUAGUUCUAAAUCAUCAUCUCCAGUGGUUAGAAGUGUUUCUUCACCAUUUUCCCCUAUCAUUACUCCAAAAGAUGAUGACUUUGAUAUUAGUGACAUGUUAAAGACAGAUUUGAAUAGACCAAGUAGUUUUAUGCUGAGUAAGAUUUCUGAAGAGAGUUUCUCAAAUAAUGAAGAUGAAUCACUCUCAUCUUCCAUCUCGUUAGAUAGUCUUGGUGAUAACAGUCCAAGAACAAGAAAAAAGAGAUCCAAACUCAGAAAGCAAAAGAGUAUGAGUCAAGUUAGUGAAUUCAUGCCAAAAUACUCAACUUCUGAUGACAUUUCAUUUAAAGUUGACUUGCAUAGAGAUCGUAUUACUUCUGCAAUAAUAAGCAAGGACAAGUCAAGAAUUUAUACCAGUAGUGAUGACAGUACAUGCAAGGUUUAUUCUAUUGAAUCGAAACGCCAAUUGAGAAGAAUAGCAGAUAUGGGUGAUAUGGCACUCUCAUCGUGUGCUGUGAUUGAAGAUCCAAAUUCAGAACAAAAGGUUCUCAUUGCUGGUUCAUGGGAUAAUAGAGUUUAUGUCUACUCUGUUGAGUAUGGAAAGGUUUUGGAUAUUUUGGAAGGUCACGAGGAUGCUGUUUCAAAGAUUUGCAUUAGUGGAGAUAGUUUGAUAUCUAGCUCUUGGGAUUCAACAGUGAAAGUUUGGAAAUGUUCAUCAGAUUCUGUCUCAACGACGCCCCUGGCAACUUUCCAAGAACAUGAUUCUCCUGUUCACAGCUUGAAUAUUGAUACUUCUGGUAAUAUGAUUGUUUCUGGAAGUGAAGAUGGUGUCAUUAUUGUAAUAGAUGUUAGACAAAAGAAGGCCGUUGCAGAAUUCAGUGCCCACAGUGAUGUUGUUUCAGAUUUGUGUUUCUGUGGUGAAGACAGUCAAAGGUUUAUUUCAUGUUCAAAGGAUGGUUCCAUCAAAUUAUUUGACAUUUCUGGAUCUGAAAUUGCCCAAUUUAAUCACUCGAGUGUUAAUCAAGCUUGGAGAUGUUUAAGCACAGAUGGUUUUGAAUUAUUAUCUGGUGGAGAGGAUGGUAAAUUGUACAAGUGGAAUGUGGCUGAUGGAUCUCUUGCCUCUUCUCUAACUGCACAUGCAAGUCCAAUGACAACUAUUGGAGUGAGUGAUGAUGGAGAAAGUGUUGUGACUGGCAGUAAGGGAGGCGAAGUAAUUUAUUGGGAUAAGUAACAACACCACUACUUGAAAAUCUCACAUAUUAAAUUGUUUCUAACUA
This is a messenger RNA of Naegleria gruberi, 3222 nucleotides long. RefSeq names its product BEACH domain-containing protein. Gene Ontology annotation, molecular function: protein binding. Lineage: Eukaryota; Heterolobosea; Eutetramitea; Acrasida; Naegleriidae. The record is from RefSeq and is a predicted model, not a curated record. Bases 120 to 3176 code for a protein of 1018 amino acids. The transcript is spliced from 3 exons.